Molecule: messenger RNA, 384 nt
Organism: Adineta ricciae
Lineage: Eukaryota; Metazoa; Rotifera; Eurotatoria; Adinetida; Adinetidae
Source: the annotation of a GenBank genome assembly
AUGGAUAAAGAACACUUUCGUUUCUAUAUUAAAGUGCGUACUGCACUUCAUAUUCAGCUAACAGGACUGUUCAAAGGUCGAGAAGAAGUUGAAGAUGAAGAAAGAUCUGGAAGACCCGUAACAGAGACAACAUCCGAAAAUGUCGACUGGAUCAGUGAUCUUAUCAAUGAUGAUCCGUAUCUUACAUUUGACGAGAUCGAACAACAAACGAGUUUAAGUCAUGAUACUGUGCAACAGAUCAUUUCUGACCGUUUACACGUCACUCGAUGCAACCCGUUGUGCUCUAAUUAUCCUGUGAAUGAUGCUAUCCAAUUAAGAUGUUGUAUAGACGGAUUUUUUAGAGCUUUCGACGAGCUAUCUGCUGGUAAAAAAAAAUUUUCAUAG